AUGUCGCGUGCUCUUAUGAACAAAAUCCCACAACUCGCACAUGCCUCUACACUGCCUGGCGCAAGAAUACAACCCUCCAUUCGAACAGCCGCCGCUGCCGUGCUUCACCAUGUCCCAACAACAUCCACGCCCGUCCGGCACUCCUCCCACUCCCCCAUCGGCGCCGUCUCCUCCUCUCGGAAGAAAGUCACCAUUCAAACCCUCCAAACCCUCUACAAACGCAACGAGCCCAUCACCAUGAUCACCGCCCACGACUUCCCCUCCGCCCACGUCGCCGAGCACGCUGGCAUGGACAUGAUCCUUGUCGGCGACAGUCUCGCCAUGGUCGCGCUAGGAAUGGAAGACACCAGCGAGGUCCUCCUCGAGGAGAUGCUACUACACUGCCGGAGCGUUGCUAGAGGCGCCAAGGCAUCCUUCAUCGUUGGUGAUUUGCCGAUGGGGAGCUACGAAGUGAGUCCUGAGCAGGCGCUGCAGUCCGCUAUACGGUUGGUCAAGGAGGGGAGGGUACACGCUGUGAAGCUGGAGGGAGGGGUCGAGAUGGCGCCGGCGAUUGCGAAGAUUACGGCGGCGGGAAUACCGGUGUUGGCGCAUAUUGGGUUGACGCCGCAAAGGCAGAAUGCGUUGGGUGGGUUUCGGGUGCAGGGUAAGUCUGUUGGUGGAGCGUUGAAGGUGUUGGAGGACGCGAAGGCGGUGCAGCAUGCUGGGGCAUUUGGGGUGGUCUUGGAGGCCAUACCGGAACCUGUCGCGAACGCUGUUACAAAGAGGUUGCAGAUACCAACGAUUGGAAUUGGCGCUGGAAGUGGCUGCUCGGGGCAGGUCCUGGUGCAGGUGGAUAUGGCUGGCUACUUUCCUCCAGGACGAAGGGUGCCGAAGUUUGUGAAGAAGUUCGGUGACCUUUGGGGUGAGGCUAGUAGGGCGUUAGAGACAUAUCGUGAUGAGGUGAAGAGCAGAAGCUAUCCUGCUGCGGAGCAUAACUACCCUAUGCCUGCAGAUCAGGUGGCAGAGUUUGAGAAGGCUGCGGAUAGCGUGGAGCGAGGGCAUACAGACUCGUAA
Fulvia fulva is the source of this 1053-nucleotide messenger RNA. Its product is annotated as 3-methyl-2-oxobutanoate hydroxymethyltransferase. Gene Ontology annotation, biological process: pantothenate biosynthetic process. Gene Ontology annotation, cellular component: mitochondrion. Lineage: Eukaryota; Fungi; Ascomycota; Dothideomycetes; Mycosphaerellales; Mycosphaerellaceae. The coding region runs from base 1 to 1053 and encodes 350 amino acids. The record is from RefSeq and is a predicted model, not a curated record. Gene Ontology annotation, molecular function: 3-methyl-2-oxobutanoate hydroxymethyltransferase activity; magnesium ion binding. The transcript has a single exon.